AUGGCGCCGCCUCCGCGUCAACAAGCCGGGAAAGGCUUCCAGCUCUUCCUCCCUCAGCGACGGAAACGGAAGAGGCGCGGACUCCUGCCCGCCUGCGUCCCUCCCUCCCUCCCUGGGAGGAGGAGUCAUCCUAGUCAUCACCGUUGCUCUCGAGGGAAUGGCCGCGUAUUGGAAGCGUUUUGGUCACCCCCUCGUUUCUCUCACGAGGUAAUGGCGGCACAAGGAGGGAAUGCCAGGGCUCCGGCAGAGGAAGGCACAUUUGCUGACGAAGAAGAAGAGGCCCUGGGCCCUCUCCAGCCUCGCCUGGCACUGAACCGGCUGGAAAUCAAGCGCUACUCGCGGCAGCUGGUCCUCCCUGAGCUGGGUGUGCAGGGCCAGCUCCGACUCUCAAGCUGCUCGGUGCUGGUGGUGGGCUGUGGAGGUCUGGGCUGCCCUCUGGCCCAGUACUUGGCCUCGGCCGGGGUGGGCCGCUUGGGGCUGGUGGACCACGACGUGGUGGAGCUGAGCAACCUCCACAGGCAGGUGCUGCACCGAGAGAGCCGCCUGGGCCUCUCUAAAGCCGAGUCUGCUGCCUCCACCUUGAGGGAACUCAAUUCUUCCAUUCAAUGCGAAGCCUACCAGCUGGCCUUGAGUCCCUCCAACGCCCUGAAGCUGGUCGGUGGCUAUGACAUCGUAGCUGACUGUUCGGACAAUGUGGCCACCCGCUACCUGGUCAACGACGCCUGCGUGUUGGCCGGGAAGCCAUUGGUGUCAGCCAGCGCCCUCAGGAUGGAGGGGCAGCUGGUGGUCUACAACUUCCAAGGAGGGCCCUGCUACCGGUGCCUCUUCCCCAAGCCCCCUCCGCCGGAGACAGUCACCAACUGCGCAGAUGGUGGAGUCUUAGGUGUCGUGCCCGGCAUCCUCGGCACUCUCCAGGCUCUGGAGGUGCUCAAGAUGGCCUCGGGGAUGGGCACCACUUUCAACCGGUCCAUGCUGCUCUUCGACGGCCUGGAAGGAAGGUUUCGCCACAUUAAGCUAAGGCCAAGGGAUCCGGACUGUGCCGUGUGUGGAGACUGCCCUUCCGUGACAACUCUCCAGGACUACGAAGCCUUCUGCGGGUCUUCGGCGACAGACAAGUGUCCGGCGUUGCGCCUGUUGAGGAGCGAGGAGCGCAUAUCUGUCGAAGAGUAUAAGAAGAUACUGGACAGCCAAGUGCCUCAUGUGCUGGUAGAUGUCCGCCCGCCAGUAGAAGUGGAAAUAUGUCGCUUUCCACAGUCCUUAAACGUGCCCUUAAGUAAACUAGAAGGAAAAGAUGAUGAAUUCUUGAAGUCUCUGUGCCAAAGAAUUAAGGAAACAAAGCAGAGGACUAAUGAGGACUUGGCUUUCCCAGUUUAUGUUGUUUGCAAGUUGGGGAACGAUUCUCAGAAGGCUGUGAGAAUACUAGAAGGACUAUCUCAUGAUGGACUAGGCUUAAUUUCUGUUAAAGAUAUCAGAGGAGGACUCAUGGCUUGGGCUAACAAAAUUGACCAAGAGUUUCCUCAGUAUUAAUGUAAUCAGUAACAGGAAUGUGUUGUUAGUCUAGAAGUGUGUUGACCAUUAACCUCUUGAGAAAUCAGCAUAUCAUACAUUUGUUUCCUGGUGGGAGUGGGGAAGAAACCUAUUUUACACAAGAAACAAAACGUUUGUUUGCAGAAGUGACAUGCCACUCCUGAAAAAUACUCACUUUCAUAGCAAGAUGAUCACUUUAUAUUAUUUUAGAACAAUAAACCUUUCUCUAAGAAUGGUUGUCUCAAAUAGUGGCCAAAGCUGUGUAUCAGGUUCUACAUGCAUCCUUAAAUACUCUUUGUGGCACUGAUUCAACUGUAACAUACCCAAAGUUCUCAAUUAUAUACAGGUUGAUUCUCCCUCAUCCUGGGACCAGGAGGGUUUGGGAUUUCAGACUUUUUUGGAUUUUGGAAUGUUUGCAUAUACAUAAUGAAAUAUCCUGGCGAUGGGACCCAAGUCUAAACACUAAAUUCAUAUUUCUUAUACGCCUUUUACAUGUAGCCUGAAGGUAAUUUUAUACACAAAGUUGGUGUACCAUCAGAAAGCAAAAGGGUUGCUAUUCCAGUCAUCCAUAGGGAUAAUUUUUGAUUUUGGAAUAUUUCAGAAUUCUGUAUAAGGGAGACUCAGCCUGUAGUAUUGUCAAGAUAGCCUUUUGGCAUUUGGUCAAUGAGUGACUUAAAAAUAAAAUCCUCCCCUCCUUGA
This is a messenger RNA of Sceloporus undulatus (fence lizard), 2226 nucleotides long. RefSeq names its product molybdenum cofactor synthesis 3 (gene MOCS3). The record is from RefSeq and is a predicted model, not a curated record. Gene Ontology annotation, molecular function: adenylyltransferase activity; URM1 activating enzyme activity; thiosulfate-cyanide sulfurtransferase activity. Gene Ontology annotation, cellular component: cytoplasm; cytosol. NCBI's taxonomy places the organism in Eukaryota, Metazoa, Chordata, Lepidosauria, Squamata, Phrynosomatidae. The coding region runs from base 1 to 1527 and encodes 508 amino acids. Gene Ontology annotation, biological process: tRNA wobble position uridine thiolation; protein urmylation. The transcript is spliced from 2 exons.